UCAAGGCCGGGGCAAAGCGAAAGGUUGUUUGGAUCACUCGGUGUGGUGGUAAAAUGUCGCAACCAAAAGAAGAAAAGGCGGCGAAAAUCCCUAAGGGGAUAAAGUUCCUGUUCGGGGGUGGAGCUGGAAUGGCAGCAACAAUUUUUGUUCAACCCCUGGACUUGGUGAAAAACCGAAUGCAGUUGAGUGGUGAAGGCGGGAAAUCGAAGGAACAUAAAACCAGUCUGCAUGCCAUUCGGAGUAUUAUGAAGAACGAAGGUUUAAGAGGAAUGUACACAGGAUUGUCCGCUGGUCUCCUGCGACAAGCCACCUACACGACAACUCGACUCGGGAUCUACACAACCUUGUUCGAGAUGUUUUCAAAGGACGACAAGCCACCUAACUUCAUGAUGAAGGCUGGUAUCGGGAUAACGGCCGGGGCGAUUGGAGCGUUUGUGGGAACACCGGCCGAAAUUUCUCUGAUACGAAUGACGGCGGAUGGGAGACUCCCGGUUAAUGAAAGAAGAGGUUAUAAAAAUGUGUUCAAUGCUUUGUCCCGGAUAGUUCAGGAAGAAGGAGUUCUAACAUUGUGGAGGGGUUGUAUUCCUACAGUGGGCCGAGCGAUGGUCGUCAAUGCUGCACAGCUGGCAUCUUACUCACAAGCCAAACAGUUGCUUUGUGACACAGGCUAUUUUCACGAUGGUUUGGUUCUACAUUUCUGUGCCAGUAUGAUCAGUGGUUUGAUAACAACAGCUGCUUCCAUGCCGGUCGAUAUAGCUAAAACUAGGAUACAGAACAUGAGGAUCAUUGAUGGAAAACCAGAAUAUUCUGGAGCCUUUGACGUGCUGUCGAAGACGAUACGGAAGGAAGGUUUCUUCAGUCUGUGGAAAGGCUUCACGCCAUACUACGCGAGACUAGGACCGCACACCGUCCUCACAUUCAUCUUCCUAGAACAGCUGAACAACUUCUACAAUGUUUACGUUCUACACAAUGAAAACGCAGCCAGUGGAUUGUAGAAAAAGAAAGAAAACACUAAACUAUUGUGCUCUUUACAGUAUUUCUGUAAAUGUUGUGUUAGUAUAUGUCGGGUAACAAUUAUUAGUACGGCUGUUAAGAAUUGAGAAUUUUCAUAAAACAUGUGAUCAGUUAUGCCAAAAUAACUAAGGCAACCCAUUUCAUUUUGUUUAACAAGGGGCAUUAGUAAGGCUGGUAAGAAUUGAAAAUUUGCAUAAAACAUUAGUUAGGCCAGUAUUUUUUAAUUUUUAGGUUUACGAACAAGAACUUUUGUGCAUAAAGGUAGGAGGAAGGAAACAAAACAAAAAAAACCUGUUUGGGGUGUAUCAGUAGGGGUGAUUUUUUUCUAAUAUGACUACUUUGAUAGAUGUGGAUUCUUUGUAAGAAAAUAAGAUUGACAAGGCACCUCUAAGCGCCCACAUUUCAAGCUCCUGAACAUUUCCUCUGGUAGUCUCGGAGGGCACAGUGCUGUACAUUAUGUACAAUCUGCAUCUGUGCAUUUCAAUAGACUAGAAUGGUAACUUAGUUUUUUCUUUGUUGGGGGCCGAGGGGGGAGGUGGGGUCUUUUAUGCCUCUCCUGCACCCACUAUUCUUGAAAGGUAUACAUUAGAAAUGUAGAUUUUUGUAAAGAAUAUUUUUGAUUCACAUUUAUUUUGUUUGUUGUUGGUAUUAACACACACACACACACACACACACGGUAUAUGGUUUGUAUGCUCAUGAAAUGUUGAUAACUGAACAUGGAGUGCAAUUUGAUAUCAUCUUAAAUAAGUAUUUUGCGAUAGGUUGGGGUACAUUUUGAUAUCAUAUUAAAUAAGUAUUUUGUGACAGAUUUUGAGUAUAGUUUGAUAUGUUAAAUAAGUAUUUUGUUACAGGUAUGAGGAUAUUUUGAUAUCAUCUUAAAUAAGUAUUUUGUGACAGAUUUUGGGUAUAGUUUGAUAUAUUAAAUAAGUAUUUUGUGACAGGUAUGAGGAUAUUUUGAUAUCAUCUUAAAUAAAGUAUUUUGUGAAAGUUGGGGGACAUUUUGAUAUCAUCUUAAAUAAGUAUUUCUGACAGGUUUGGGGACAUUUUGGUAUCAUCUUUAGUGAGAAAAUAAAGAUAUUGCAGUAUUUAACCUAAUGAUAAAGGUACUACUUUUGAAUAUCUCUGUACAGUUUGUGUUGCUACACGUAAUUCUAAUCUUUUUACAAAUAUAUUUUAGAUUUGCUGGCAAAUGGUGUCAUUUGAAUUAAAUAUGUGACAAACUGAAAUAUUUCAUGGGGUGGGCCAGGAGAUGGUGUCAUUUGAAUUAAAUAUGUGACAAACUGAAAUAUUUCAUGGGGUGGGUCAGGAGUGGGUGGGUGGGGGGGGGGGGGGGGGGGGCAGUAAAAACAACUGAAUCAGGACACGGCCUGCCAACUUAGUUUGCUUGCCAGGGUCAAAAAACUGCGACCAAAUUAUGAUUGUAAUUAAAACACCAGUUUGAUCAUAUAUCUCAAAUAUUAACAUGAUGGAUUCUGGGAUACCGCAGUAUUUCAAUUUGACACUGACCUAGUUACACCCAGUAUCUUAAGAUCAUAACCAAUUAUUUAAUUGUAUUAAAAAGUGUGCAAAUAGUGUAAAAUUAUACCAAAAGAAUGGUAUGUACUUAACACGGUUGUUGAAUCAUCAAAACAUAGAAAC
Gigantopelta aegis is the source of this 2652-nucleotide messenger RNA. Its product is annotated as mitochondrial 2-oxoglutarate/malate carrier protein-like. The record is from RefSeq and is a predicted model, not a curated record. NCBI's taxonomy places the organism in Eukaryota, Metazoa, Mollusca, Gastropoda, Neomphalida, Peltospiridae. Bases 54 to 995 code for a protein of 313 amino acids. Gene Ontology annotation, biological process: phosphate ion transmembrane transport; succinate transmembrane transport; thiosulfate transport. Gene Ontology annotation, molecular function: antiporter activity; thiosulfate transmembrane transporter activity; oxaloacetate transmembrane transporter activity. The transcript has 10 exons.